UCACUUCAAAAGUGCACUUAGUUAUCGAAUAUUCUUAUUAUCGAGGUCGUUUUGGAAUAUCCCGUAAAAAUUGUUGGUUCACAUUUUGUGAAGGACGCGGUGUAGGGUUUUUAAAAUAAGGUAGUAAUAUUAAAAUAUUGGUGUGGUUGGAUACUCUGUGGGUGGAAAAGUAUUCGUAUAAUUGACUUGAGCGAGUAUCCACCGAAAGCAGAGAUUUAUGCAAGAACUAUUUGUCGUCAGCAAAAACAAGCAAUAAUGGCAGAGCAAUAUAUGCGUGAACUUUUGCGGAUAGCUGUCGCACAAAUUUGCCAAACUAUUGGCUAUCAUGUCAUACAAGCAACACCGUUGGAGCUCCUUCAAGAUAUCUUGCAUAAAUUCCUACACGAAUUUUCACGAGAGCUAAGACGUCAGGUAGAGCACUAUAAUCGGACUGAAGCAAAUUUUAGUGACAUAUAUCUCGCAUUAAACAAUUUAAAUAUUAAUGUGCACGAGUUAUUGGAUUAUGUUAAUUGUGUUCAGCCAGUGUCUUUAGCUGUAGAAAUUCCAAAAUUUCCAGCCCAUAAAAACACAAAUUUGAAUUUUUUAAAACCUGGAAGUACAGAAGUUCUUACUCGUCCGGUGCAUAUAUAUGAAUAUCUUCCACCCAUGUUACCUUCAGAUUCUGGCAGUCUGCUACCUGCACAUUAUAUGCAAUCGUACUCUUCAUUUUCCUAUCGUCACGAUAAAUAUUGGGAAAAUGCUGGAACAAUUACGGACAUUAAUCAAAAAGUUUACACUAAACCUGAACAGUAUCUAACUGGCUGUGGGUAUACGGUAGCAACUGCAUCUGGUUCAAUAAAACGGCUUGGUGAGCUUAAAGAGAGUGUGCCUUCUGAGCCCUCGCCAAUCUGCUUGAAGACAACAAUAAGUUCAUGUCAUUCAUAUGACGAAGAAGGACGUCCCACUAGAGAAAUUAGCAGUGUCGUUAUGACCACAGGUGGCUUUAUAUCACCUGCUAUUGAAGGAAAACUUCCCGAUACAAUAGUUCCAAAAUUUGUCGUUGCAGAAAAACUACUUGGUUUAGAUGCUCCGCCUCCACCUCCUCCUUCUCCACCUCCGGCUCCCGUUGCCGAUGAAAAUCUGAUAAUAGAACAUAAACCCCGUAAAAAUAGUACAAGUGCUUCUAUAGAUCUGAGUAGUAUCGGCGUCUCGUUUUCCUCCCAGCCUACAAAAGUACCCAUCAAUGUUGGUAAACCACCAAUUCCCGGUGUCUCUAAUAGCAACACAUUCCUAACAAAGUGCCCCCUUGCUAAUAAAAAUGUUGCAGCAUCCGAAGUAGUGAACCCAACUGCACCAAAGAAGGCUGUGCCAAAUCAUUUAACGCAACAUACCUUACAAGCGCCGACACUUGCAUCAAAAUUGCUUAAAAAGGCUAAAAAGAAGAAUACACAAAACCUGUCAAAUCCUUUGGCAGCCAAAUUUAAUCGCCCAGAUCUUCAAGUUUCUGAAUCUGGCUUGAUUUCAGCCGGCAUGCAUAGCUCCGAAAAAACCCAACGGAGAAAUAAAAAAAUCUUACAAAAAAUACUUAAGACAGGAAUGGACUCCGCACCUGACUAUUGUGACGCCAUUUUUCAGCGGUUAAAAAUGGAAAAGUUUCUUAAAAAACAGUCAAAGUAUCAGAAAAAAUUAUUGAAUAGACACAAAAACAACGUCCAAUCAAAUAAGCCAGAGGGCUUAGCAAAGCUGGAUGAAAAGAAGCUAUGUUCACCUUUAUUAUCGACUACUAAAAGCAACAGUGCUACUCCAUCUAUGAAAGAAUGUUUACCUUCGCCACUAGUUACAAAUUCCACAGCUCAAACUUAUAUAUCAAAACCAGAAUUGGCACUAAUCUCAUCAGUGGCCCUUCCGAAAACUUUGAUGAAAGAUAACCGUUUUGACGCUGUUUCCAAUCUCAUCCAUGAUGGCGUUCUCGAUAAUGUGCAAAUACCUGUAGAUGUGUCUCUGGGUCAUGAUAAGAAAGCAUUUCCAGCAAUGAAAUUGUCAGCAGAACUAGAUAAAAAUAAAUUAAAUAUCUUUAAGAAAAUUUCUAAGCAGAAACCUCAAAAACCAUUAUCUCCAAAUACGAAUUGCAUGGCUUCGGCCCAGAUUUAUGGUGGGAAUGAGGGCCAAUUUAUCAAUUUGCCUUGCGGAACCACUAUUACGCCAUCUCCAACAUUAUUGAAUCGCUUGACGUCUGGCGAUACGAAUUCGGUUUCUCCUGAGGGAUUGGAAAAAUCUCCACACAUGCCUAUUAACUGCGAUCAUGGUAGUGAUAUAGAUUUGGCAAGCAAUAUUAAUAGCAGUAGCUUCUCAGAGGUUAUGAUGCCUUGUGUAUUGAAUAAUUCACCACCGCAGCUUGACGAAGUUAAUAAACCUAAAAAGCGAGGUCGUAAGCCAGGAAGCAAAAAUUCGCUGAAACAAGCGGUGGUAUCACCUAAUAACCCAAGUCAAAUGGCGCAGUUAAAGAAAAUUAAAAGGCUAAAAUCUGCCAAAUACGCAUAUCCAUUUCCGCUUGGGAAUUUAGAAACUGCGAAUUUUAUGUCUAACAGAAUGGAACUCUGCACUAGAAAAGAGGAUAAUAUUCUAAAUUUACCACAUGUAGAAGGCAUAUUUCCCAGAAAUUUGUCCACAAAUGUCAAAGAAUACCGAAAAGAGCGCAAAAAAAAUAAAGUGAAAAAUCAACCCUUGAAUAUGUCGACGAGUGAAAAAAACAUAUUAAAACAAGAAGCUGGAGUUCCAACAAAGGAAGAAGUUAACACUAUAAAUAAGAAACUGAUGCGCAUGGAUACUGUUUUACAACCGCUAGAAGCGUUUAAUGAAACCUUGAUGGAAACGGAUAAAGAAGUUGGUAAAGUAAUUCCUGCUAAACUUGCACCUACAUACAAAUCGCCUACUAGCAAAAAGCGAUCAGCUCCCCAGAUGCCUCCUGCCAAUCAAACUAAUUCAAGUUUAAUUUCCGGUUUGCAUCCAAACAUUUUUAUGCCUACGUCUGGAAUAGGAAGAGUACCUAGUUUGCUUAAGCUUUGUCCCUUCCCAACGGGGCCUGGUUUGAUACCCACUACUGCACAAAAUUUACUCUUUCCACGUUUGCCAGCAGCAUUUCAUUUACCUAUUCCGAGUUUUAAGCAUCACUGCGUCGAUAAAGUAACAACUGCAGAGUCAGAAAGCACCAGCAAAUCACUAGAUUUGCUUCUGUCGCAACCAAGCGGAGAACGUAGCUACUGCAAUGUACCUCCUUUUGUGCCAGAAUCAAUGAAACUAAUGUCGCAUGAGUCUAAAGCCAGUAUCACAAAACUUGAAAGAGAUAGUCCAAAUAUUUUUAAACCUCAGCAACCAUCUGCAAUCGGUGAUAGGAUAUUAAAGAAUUUUGAUAACUGGAGCACACCUGAUAUGCAUUCGUCGUUGAACCCAGGCGAAGGUCAGAAAUCAAAUGAAAGAAAUAGUAUUAAAUCUCCUAAACCAAAAACUGAAAACUCAACUUUGGUCGGCGACAUAUAUUCUCAAAAUGCAUCACCUAAUAAAACUUUAGCAGCAUCUGCUUCUGUACGUAUACUAAAUAAUGAUGACCCAAUUGAACUCUCUGACGACUCCGUCGAGUAUCCACUACGAUCGGUGUUUAAUACUUCGAGUGAACUACUUUCCAAAGAGUUAAAUCAAAACCAACAUCAGUUAACAACUCCUCCAUUAAAUUUUCCCCAUGUGGAGGACUUAUUUUUGCCAGUGUGUAAUGACACUGCGAAAGAUUCAACAAGCGAUCUAAAUUUUAAUUCGCAGGAUCCGAAAAAAUCAAAAAAGGCCACUAAAUACUCGAAAAGUACUAAAGACAUUUAUCCAAAUCCAACAGCAGACUUAUCUUCAAUUGAGCUUUUUAACGCUGAAAAAGGGGGAGUCGGUAAAUUAGCAGGUGGGGCCGAUUUAAUACCGUUAAUAUCAACUGGAUCAGCGUAUUCUUCAAAAACUAUACCUUCAACUAGUUUAACAGCGACAGUAGCAACACCUUUCGCUUUACUCAAGAAAGAUUUUCCGCCUCCAAAAACAUUUGAAAAUUCAUUGUCAGCAAAUAUAGAUGGAAAUGGAAUUUUAUGUACGAAUACAGAACUUCACAAAAAGAAAAAAGAGCAUAAGAGGUUAAAAAAACUUAAAGACGAUAAGGUAAAAAAGAAAAAGGAUAAGAAGUCAAAGAACAAAGAACGUGUAGAACGCCCCGAAAAAUUUCUGCUUAAAAAUGACACGGUAUAUAAUAACAAAUUGAAGGAAGCUUUGCUAGGCGGUGAAGAGCAACGACUGAUGAAUAAAGAUUUGUUAAAAAAAUUAAAAAAAGAAAAGAAGAAAAAAUAUAAACAGCUACUCACUGAUGCCGUUGAGCAAGCGGGUAUAACUCCGGUUAUUGAUGCUUCUGAUAUCUGCAGAGUUGAGAAACCAAAUACCAUUUUUUCAAUAGGAAGUACUUUGCCAAAUUUAACGCCGACAACAAGUCUAGCAAGUUCAGCGACGUCAUUCGUACCUAAAUUAACUCUUAAACUUGGUAGCGUACAAUCACCUUCUCAGUUUAAUGACACUGUACAAAAGAAUUUGUCUAGUGCAACUACUGUUGCUUCAAAAGAGUUUGGUAAAAAGAGGGAGCCAUCGCCGGAAUUGGCAAGAAUUUCACCACUUGUUACUCGACCGCCGAAGCAAAAGUUUAAUAUUUCUGAAACUGUAACAACAUCCUUAUUAAAUUCUAAUCAACUCGACUCAGUACCUCCCAGUGGUAGUAAUCCUAAUAACACUUUAGACCCUCUUACCGAGAUUAACGUCAGCACAGUAAUUUCUCCAAUUAAUCCGACCAUACGUUCCAUUGUACCUCCACCUAGUCCAUGGUCAUCUGGUGGAACAAUAUCUGCCAGUUCCGUCUUACUUCCGCAGCAACUAUUACAGUCUGCGACGGCUCAAGAACACUUAGGAUUCAGUAGUAAAGCAGAUGGAGGGUUGUUGGCAAAUACAAUUGCUGGUACAACACGAUCAUUGUCCUCUACCGAGUCCCAAAGUCCAGUGCCGUUAAUUUCAGAAACAAGCCGUCCAUCAUCUUAUAUUGAUGCUGAGGGUAAUCGUGUGUGGAUCUGCCCGGCAUGUGGCAAAGUAGAUGAUGGUUCUCCUAUGAUUGGCUGUGACGGUUGCGAUGCAUGGUACCAUUGGAUAUGUGUGGGAAUAUCCAUUGCGCCAAAAGAUAACGAGGACUGGUUUUGUCGCGUUUGCAUAACACGAAAGAAGGGUAUUCAUGCUACUGACAAAAAGCGUAAGCGGAACAAAAAGAAGUAGUUUUAAAACGAUAUAAAAAAUACAAAUAGCAAACAAAAAACUGAUAUUUAUAUUGUUCCUGAUAAAGACAUGUUAUAUAAAAAACCAUAGUUCGAAAUUACACCAGAGAACUCCAUCACAUUUAAUUAUUGAGUAUAUGUAUGUUCGUAUUACACAGAUUGGUUGAAUACAAGAACGAUGUUUAAUUUCAAUUCGAAUUAAUUUUUACAUACAAAAAUAUAUGUUUUAUUCCGCCUAA
Molecule: messenger RNA, 5554 nt
Organism: Anastrepha obliqua
Lineage: Eukaryota; Metazoa; Arthropoda; Insecta; Diptera; Tephritidae
Gene: Taf3
Product: transcription initiation factor TFIID subunit 3
Exons: 10
Coding region: 256-5316 (1686 amino acids)
Cellular component (GO): transcription factor TFIID complex
Molecular function (GO): protein heterodimerization activity
Source: RefSeq, a predicted model, not a curated record